UGACCUUGGAAUAUCUGAUUUGUCUCCAUCACGGGAAAUUCUACACCGAAAGAUCGUUGGAAGUUUAUAGUUUCGGAGUUUUUAUUAUAUAUUUAUACUCUAUGUCUAUCAUGCUUCAUUCUCCUUCUGUACUGCAAUAUGUUGCCUCAAAUCCUUUUCACAGCGUUGAGCUUUCCGGCCCUCGUAUUUUCCCAUCCUUCCCAAGAAGUCUCCGUCCCAGAAGUCUCCGUCCCCAAGGAGAAAAUAUGCAUAGUAGAACCCUCUGCAAACGGCGGCGAUAGUGCCCCAGCCAUAAUCCGCGCCUUUUCAGAAUGCGGUCACAACGAUGGAAUCACCACCCACGGAACCAUCCUAUUCAAAAACACAACCUACAACAUCCAAACCGUAAUGAACACCACAAAUCUCUCCAACGUCAAAGUAGAUCUCCACGGUACACUACUAUGGUCAACCAACAUCACAUACUGGCUCAAUAAUUCUCUUCCAGUCGGCUACCAAAAUCAAAGUAGUGCGUGGUUAUUCGGCGGUCGGAAUAUUCAUUGGGAUGGUCAUGGUUAUGGAACGUUAGAUGGUAAUGGAGAGGUUUGGUAUAAGUUUAUUAAUGGGACGAAUAAUUAUCCUGGGAGACCGCAUCAGAUUACCUAUACUGGGGUCACGGAUUGCGUGUUUGAGAACAUUAGGUUUGUGCAGAGUCAGAUGUGGACAAUGACGUUGAUUUAUGCGGAAAAUAUCUUGUUGGAAAAUAUUUAUGUUAAUAGUACGGAUGUGAGGCCGGUCGGGUUUGAAUUUAGUAGUUUGAAUGUAGGUUUGCGUUUUAUUUUGUUUUGACUCGAUGUUCUGGAGAAGAAACUAAUAGGUUGCUAGACUGAUGGUGCGGAUACUAUUUAUGCGAAUAAUAUCACGUUUCGUGGCUGGACGGUAGAUAAUGGUGAUGAUUCCAUCUCCAUGAAAGCAAACUCUACCAAUAUCCUCAUUGAAGAUUGUGAUUUCCACACCGGGCUCGGCAUAGCCAUCGGAAGUAUCGGUCAAUACGGUAGGUCUCUCAACCCUAGAAUCCAAAGCAAACUCACAUUAAUCAAAUCAUAUCAAUUCAGAGGGUAGAUACGAAAUUGUGGAAAAUAUAACCGUCCGCAACAUCCGCUCCUACAACAUGCGCUACGGCGUCUACAUGAAAACCUGGACGGGUGUCUCAACCGGCUAUCCCCCCAACGGUGGCGGCGGCGGUCUAGGUCACGCGAAAAACCUCUCCUUUACCAAUUUCACACUCCAUAACAACACAGGUAUAUUCGCCAUUACACAAUGCACAUCGUAUAAUUCCGCGACGGACAAUUGCGACACGUCGCUCUUCCAGUUUUCGGAUAUACGAUUGCAGGAUUGGAAGGGUACGGCGACUAGUGAUGUGGUGGCUGAGUUGCAGUGUAGUGGUGCGGCGCCGUGUACGGGGGUGGUGAUUGAGGGGAUGGACGGUAUUUGGGAUACGGUUAAUGCGACGAGGCCGGUGCAGUUUCUUUGUGAUGGGGUGGUGGGUCAGGAGGGGUUUAAUUGCACGGGGAUGCCGUUUGGGGAGAAUCCUAGGUAGAGGGGUGGAGGGGGACGUGGAGGGAGGGGAAGAAGGGUGGAUGGAUGGAUGAAAGGGUCUUAAGUGGAUAGUUUUGUUUGGAUAUCGUAAAUGGAUGAUGGCUGAAUGGUACAGCUUAACAAGUCUCAUAAUGAAAAAACAUGCAUUUAAGAACCAAGAUAGAACUCAGCAAUACCAACAAUAAAUAAGCAUUUAAGGUUAAGUAUGAAAAAUCGAGCGAAGUCAAA
Molecule: messenger RNA, 1803 nt
Organism: Sclerotinia trifoliorum
Lineage: Eukaryota; Fungi; Ascomycota; Leotiomycetes; Helotiales; Sclerotiniaceae
Source: the annotation of a GenBank genome assembly